CGGGCCGGCCUUGUGGCCUCGUCAAGUUUUGUUCCCCUCACGCCGUCACCGCGUGCUGUGAAAAUUCAGGCGGCGACCCACGUCGGCGGCGGUCGGCUACCCGCACGCACCGCCGCAACAAGCCCGCCUCUUCUUCCUCGCCGGCGCCUUCCUCGUCUACCCGUACUAGUAAUGGAGAAGUCUCACAACAACACUCGAUUUGCUCCCUUCAGAGAUGCUCCAUUCGCUCUCCGUGGUGCCCUUGGUAGCUCAGGCUCAUCGUUCAUCAGCAUCGAUGGCUUCAGGCAUCCCUCAAGUCUUGAGCAAACUAGGGGCUUCACAUCUGGUCCCCUAGGAGCUCUGCGACCAAAAAUGCUCCCAUCUGGAUGCCGAACCCUGCACACAAGCCGUCCUCUGUCGGCUCCUGUUGCUAAUCGCCCCCUGUCACCCCACCUUCCUUUGAAGAAGCCGCAGAUGAGCGCUACAUUAUCUAUCUCGCACCGCAUUGUUGGUGCUGCAUUGGGUGCUGCCAUUGUGUCCAUUCCUCUCGCCACCAAGUUCAGCCUCAUGUUUGAUGUUUGAGAUUUGAGAUGCAACCUGCAUUUGGUAAGUCAUUCCUGUGACUUUCUCAGCAUCUGGAUGACCGGAUUGCCUUGCAUCGCAACUGUAGGUGCAGUUGGAAUAACAUGUUGCCAUUCUUGUGGACUUGUGAAUAAUAAAUCAAACAUGCAAUGAUCCUUUUCUCCCUGUGAGAGAUGAUGUUUUAUGUUAAGUUUUACCCA
Molecule: messenger RNA, 761 nt
Organism: Oryza brachyantha (malo sina)
Lineage: Eukaryota; Viridiplantae; Streptophyta; Magnoliopsida; Poales; Poaceae
Product: succinate dehydrogenase subunit 3-1, mitochondrial
Exons: 3
Coding region: 172-561 (129 amino acids)
Biological process (GO): tricarboxylic acid cycle; mitochondrial electron transport, succinate to ubiquinone
Cellular component (GO): membrane
Molecular function (GO): electron transfer activity; succinate dehydrogenase activity
Source: RefSeq, a predicted model, not a curated record